Molecule: messenger RNA, 3903 nt
Organism: Lycium barbarum (goji berry)
Lineage: Eukaryota; Viridiplantae; Streptophyta; Magnoliopsida; Solanales; Solanaceae
Product: PH, RCC1 and FYVE domains-containing protein 1-like
Exons: 10
Coding region: 504-3530 (1008 amino acids)
Molecular function (GO): metal ion binding
Source: RefSeq, a predicted model, not a curated record
CCAAAAUAACGUUGAGGCACGCACGAAGGAACUCUUUUCCUUAAAAAUUUUGAUAUUAUUAUUACUUUUAAACCCCUUUUUUUUAUUUCAAGAUUGAAACAACAAAGGUUUCAAUUUCAAGAAAGCAUUUUUCUUUCUUCAUUCUCAAAUACAUUCAUUUUUUGCAUGUUUGUAUCCAUUUCUUGCGAUAUUGGUUUGAGCUCCCAAAAGACUUUUUUGGCUCAUCAGAAUUGCAAGAAAAAGAAGGAGUGAAUGACUGAUUUGAGCUGCUGGGGAGUUGAAUGUUGAUUGGUUUUUAUGUGCAUUUUGAACAAGAAAAUGUUUUGUUAAGAAAUUUUGAGUUGUAUAAUGGGAUAGAUGAAGGAAUUGGGUGUUAUAUUUGUAGCUGAGGGGAUUGGUUGUAUAUGGGGUAUACUAGUAGGGGGGAGACUUUUCCCUGUGGUUUUUCAGAUGGGUUUUGGUUCAACAGUUGGGGGUUUUCACCUAAUAGUAUUACCACUUGAAUGGCUGAUUUCCAAAGGUCUAGUCUUGCUGAUAGGGACAUUGAUCAGGCCAUUGCAGCACUUAAGAAAGGAGCAAAUCUGCUGAAGUAUGGGCGCAGAGGAAAACCCAAGUUCUGUCCUUUUCGCCUUUCUAAUGACGAAUCUGCAUUGAUAUGGUACCACGACAAAGAAGAAAAACAGCUUGAACUGUGUCAUGUUUCAAGGAUCAUUCCUGGACAGAGAACUGCAAUAUUCCAGCGGUAUCCUCGACCUGAAAAGGAGUAUCAAUCAUUUUCUCUCAUCUGGAACGACAGAUCUUUGGACUUGAUCUGUAAAGACAAAGAUGAAGCUGAGGUUUGGAUUACUGGGCUGAAGGCAAUAAUUACGCGGGGACGCUCUCGCAAAGGAAAAAAUGACACAAGAAGUGAAACUGUGUCUUCUGAUAGUCCACAUACCACAUCAACUUCAUCUACUGAUCAAGGAGACAAUCAGAGAAACGAGAGUCUACCUCCGAGCAGGCUUGGAAAAGCCUAUGCUGACAUUGUUUCAUACACUGCAACUGGCAAGGGUCCUACGCUUGCUGAAACAGUUGCCUUUAAUCUUAGCUCGUUGUCUGCUGGAGCGGUUGACAACUCUAAUGCUCGAAGUUCAACAGCUGAUACAUUUCGAGUUAGUUUAUCUAGUGCUGUAAGUUCAUCCAGCCAAGGUUCUUGCCUUGAAGACUUUGAUGGCCUAGGAGAUGUCUUCAUUUGGGGAGAAGGCACUGGCAAUGGCCUAUUAAGUGGCGGCAAGCACAGAAUUGGAAAACCAUCUUAUAUUCCCAGGUCACUAGAGUCAAGCGUGGUACUUGAUGUUCAGAAUAUUGUGUGUGGUAAUAGGCAUGCUAUGUUAGUCACAAAACAAGGAGAGGUAUUCAGCUGGGGUGAAGAAGCAGGGGGCAGGCUGGGGCAUGGGGGCGAAACUGACGUUUCACAUCCCAAACUCAUUAGCAAUCUCAGAGGAAUGAAUGUUGAGGUGAUUGCAUGUGGGGAAUAUCAUUCAUGUGCUGUUACAUCCUCUGGGGAUCUAUACACUUGGGGUGACGGUGCUAAAAGUUCGGGCUUGCUUGGACACAGAAGCGAAGUCAGUCACUGGAUCCCAAAGAAAGUACGUGGCCUCAUGGAAGGUUUAAGAGUGUCUCAGAUUUCCUGUGGGCCUUGGCAUACAGCUCUCAUAACAUCUGCCGGCCGCUUGUUUACAUUUGGAGAUGGAACUUUUGGGACGUUAGGUCAUGGAGAUCGUUCUGGAUCUAUUACUCCGAGAGAGGUGGAAACUUUCAAUGGAUUGAGGACACUCAAAGUUGCUUGUGGUGUUUGGCACACUGCUGCUAUUGUUGAACUAGUUUGUGGAUUGGAUUCUGGACCAUCUGAUGCUCCGUUUGGAACACUAUUCACCUGGGGGGAUGGAGAUAAAGGGCGAUUAGGACAUGGUGAUAAUAAACCGAGACUAACUCCCGAGAGUGUAGCAGCAUUGGUUGACAAAAGUUUCAGUCAGGUAGCCUGUGGCUAUGCCAUGACGGUUGCUUUGACAACUUCAGGCCGAGUAUAUACAAUGGGUAGUACUGUUUAUGGCCAACUUGGUUGCCCUCUAGCUAACGGAAUGUCUCCAAUUUGUGUAGAAGGUAAUAUCGCUGACAGUACUGUGGAGGAAAUUUCUUGUGGUUCACAUCAUGUUGCAGUUUUGACUUCGAAAAGCGAAGUUUAUACAUGGGGAAAGGGUGAAAACGGACAACUUGGUCAUGGAGGCUGUGAGGAUAAGUGUGUGCCUACCUUAGUAGAUGUUUUGAGGGAUAAACAAGUAAAGAGAAUAGUGUGUGGCUCAAAUUUUAGUGCUGCUAUUUGUGUUCACAAUUGGGCAUUAAGUGCUGAUAAUUCUGUAUGUUUUGGAUGUCGUAUCCCUUUCAAUUUCAGAAGGAAACGUCACAAUUGUUACAAUUGUGGGUUUGUCUUUUGCAAAGCAUGCAGCAGCCAAAAAUCACUUAAAGCAUCAUUAGCCCCAAGCACAAACAAGCCAUAUCGUGUCUGUGAUGAUUGUUUUGACAAGUUACAGAAGACAAUAGAAUCAGAAUGUUUGUCUCGAGUUCCAAAAGUCAAAACAGGAAAUGCACUUUAUAAGGCAAAUGAGCAGACAGAUAAAUUACUAGGUCAUACAUCCAGACUCUCAUCUUCUGACUCAUUCAACCGUGCUCAGGGAAGAACUUCCAGGGUUGAUCAAUAUGAGAACCGUGCAUUUUCUUUUCAAAAUGAAAAUGCUCCAAGGGAAAGCUUUUCCUUACCCAAAUCACCGAUAAGUCCAUUUCGAGUUUCAAAAAGUCUCUUCUCAACCUCUCUUCCAAGUACUAGAGUUGUCUCUCAGUCGACAUCUCCUUUGUGGCCUGCAAUACCACCUCCAUAUCCUCCUGUUCGUACCACUGAAGUAGUUGUAGAUAAUUCGAAGCCUGUUAGUGAUAGCUUAAGCCAGGAGGUCAAACAACUAAAGGCACGGUUGGAAGAGCUUGCAAGCAAAUCUCAACUUCUAGAAGCUGAACUUGAGAGAAAGACAAAGCAGCUAAAGGAUGCUACUGCAAAAGCAGCUAUUGAAGCAGAGAAAAGAAGAGCUGCAAAACACGUAAUCAAGUCUCUGACUGCCCAGCUGAAGGAGGUGACUGAAAGGCUUCCAGAAGAGCAGAUCUCCACCAGCAAUUUAGAUUUUAAUGUUGAACAAACAUCGUUUGACUGUAGCCGUCCUUCUAAUGGUAGUUGUAUAACCACCUCAACCCUAACCGAGUGCAGUGGUAGUUCUAGUAUUCCUGUCUCAGCCAAGAAGUCUAGAGUGCAGAAGCCAGAGCGCAUGUUACAAGUUGAACCAGGCGUGUAUCUAUAUCUUAUUUCCUUACCUGAUGGAGGCAAUGAACUGAAACGAGUUCGUUUCAGCCGUAAAAGCUUCUCAGAGGAAGAGGCAGAAAAGUGGUGGAAUGAAAAUGGACAAAAUAUCUGCGAGAAGUACAACAUCACACCAGAUCAUGUCUAAUUUGUAGCAACUGGGCAUUUGUUAUGUAAAGCACGCUAAGGAAGGCUAUCCGAUGGAUUUUUAUGAUCUUCUCUGCUCUUUGCUAUGGAAGUGUAGACUUAAUUCUAUUUUUUAGCAGCAUCCAGGGAUCAGCAGAAGAACAGAGGAAAAGGUUGAGAAGACAUUAGAAUCUGAUUUGUAGUUUGUAGUUUAUAUUUACUUUGCUGUGUGCAUUUGUAUAUCUUUUUUGACGCUGAUGUGUCCAUUUCUCAAUGAUUUAAAUUUAACUAUAGCUAGUUUUCAUGUAGCAAAAUUAGUGAGAAAGUCAUCCAAUUUGUAGGUAUGGCAUUUUUUUAACUUUUCUUUAUGUAUUUGAUACAAAAGUUUAGUUGCA